AGACCUCUUCCCUCUUCAAGGCGCUCACCUACAUAUAAAUGGGCAACUAACUCUCAUUCAUCGAUCAUCUUAGGCAUAUACAAAUGGGCAACUACAUUUCUUGCAGUCUGUCAAGUAAUACUGGCGGAGGAAAGCACUGCAAAGUGACCAAAGUAGUGGUUCCGAGCGGUGAAGUUCGAGAGAUGAAUGAACCGGUAAAAGCCGCGGAGGUGAUGCUCGACACCCCAAACUACUUCCUGGUAAACUCCAAGUGUCUCCAUAUGGGCAGGAGGUUUUCUGCUCUUAAUGCUGACCAAGACUUGGAGAUGGGCAGCGUUUACGUCAUGUUUCCCAUGAAGAGGCUCAACUCUACAGUCACAUCUUCUGACAUGGCCGCCUUGUUCCUCACCGCCGUUGCCACUCCCAAGGCCAUGCACAAGCCCAAACGGCAGCUUUCCGGUGGCAAGGUCAGGGUGCGGCCGGCUGAUCAUGACGAUCACGAUCAAACCACCAUUAAUAAGAUGAAUUCAGACAAGGGGCCAAAGCUAAAUCUGGAUGAUAUCGAAGAGUUCUCGGCCCCAGAGUUCAUGCAUCGAUUAUCCAUGAGUAGGUCCAAGAAGCCAUUGUUGGAGACCAUAACAGAAGAGGUUGUUGGUGUUUGUUCAAGGUGAAAGUCAUACCAAUUAGUAAAAAUGUUGUACAUGCAUGUAUUACAAACUUAAUUAAUUACAGCAGUUAAGUUUCAAAGUGA
Molecule: messenger RNA, 730 nt
Organism: Rosa rugosa (rugosa rose)
Lineage: Eukaryota; Viridiplantae; Streptophyta; Magnoliopsida; Rosales; Rosaceae
Exons: 1
Coding region: 84-650 (188 amino acids)
Source: RefSeq, a predicted model, not a curated record